This is a messenger RNA of Ceutorhynchus assimilis (cabbage seed weevil), 2739 nucleotides long. The record is from the annotation of a GenBank genome assembly. Lineage: Eukaryota; Metazoa; Arthropoda; Insecta; Coleoptera; Curculionidae.
CAGUCUAUAAAACCAAUCGACCAGCAAAUUCCGCCAUUAUUCAAACGAGAGAAGUUGAAGCAUAAACAGCUCCAGACGACAAUUUUGUGAUUUUUCCAAAAAAAAAAAGUGAUAUUUUGUGCAGCCCCAAUAAUAAACAAAUCAGGAUGCAGAUUUUUGUGAAGACCUUGACAGGCAAAACCAUCACCUUGGAGGUUGAACCCUCUGACACCAUCGAGAAUGUCAAAGCCAAGAUCCAGGACAAGGAGGGUAUCCCCCCAGACCAGCAACGUCUGAUCUUUGCUGGUAAACAACUAGAAGAUGGUCGCACCCUUUCUGACUACAACAUCCAGAAAGAGUCUACCCUUCAUUUGGUGUUGAGAUUGAGAGGAGGCAUGCAAAUCUUUGUCAAGACUUUAACUGGCAAGACCAUCACCUUGGAAGUUGAGCCAUCUGACACCAUUGAAAAUGUCAAGGCUAAAAUCCAGGACAAGGAAGGUAUCCCCCCAGACCAGCAAAGAUUGAUCUUUGCUGGAAAGCAAUUAGAAGAUGGUAGAACUUUGUCAGACUACAACAUCCAGAAAGAGUCCACCCUUCACUUGGUGUUGAGAUUGAGAGGAGGCAUGCAAAUCUUUGUCAAAACUUUAACUGGCAAGACCAUUACCUUAGAAGUUGAGCCUUCUGAUACCAUUGAAAACGUUAAAGCCAAGAUCCAAGACAAGGAAGGCAUCCCACCAGACCAGCAAAGGUUGAUUUUUGCUGGAAAGCAAUUAGAAGAUGGCAGGACUUUGUCAGACUACAACAUUCAGAAAGAGUCCACCCUUCAUUUGGUGUUGAGAUUGAGAGGUGGUAUGCAAAUUUUUGUCAAAACCUUGACUGGCAAGACUAUCACAUUGGAAGUUGAACCAUCUGACACCAUUGAAAAUGUCAAGGCUAAAAUCCAAGACAAGGAAGGUAUUCCUCCAGACCAGCAAAGGUUGAUCUUUGCUGGAAAGCAAUUAGAGGAUGGACGCACUUUGUCUGACUACAACAUCCAAAAGGAAUCCACCCUUCACUUGGUACUGAGGUUGAGAGGUGGUAUGCAAAUUUUUGUCAAGACCUUGACUGGUAAAACCAUCACACUUGAAGUUGAACCAUCUGAUACCAUUGAAAACGUCAAAGCUAAAAUCCAAGACAAAGAAGGUAUUCCUCCAGACCAACAACGUCUUAUCUUUGCUGGCAAGCAACUUGAAGAUGGAAGAACUCUUUCUGAUUAUAACAUCCAGAAAGAAUCCACCCUUCACUUGGUUCUGAGAUUGAGAGGUGGUAUGCAAAUUUUUGUCAAAACUUUGACUGGCAAGACCAUCACCCUUGAAGUAGAACCAUCUGACACCAUUGAGAAUGUCAAAGCUAAAAUCCAAGACAAGGAAGGAAUCCCUCCAGAUCAACAAAGAUUGAUCUUUGCUGGCAAACAAUUGGAAGAUGGCAGAACUUUGUCUGACUACAACAUCCAAAAGGAAUCCACUCUCCACUUGGUACUAAGAUUGAGAGGUGGUAUGCAAAUCUUUGUGAAAACCUUGACUGGAAAAACCAUCACCCUUGAAGUUGAACCAUCUGAUACCAUUGAAAAUGUAAAAGCCAAAAUUCAAGACAAGGAAGGUAUCCCUCCAGACCAGCAGAGGUUGAUCUUUGCUGGAAAACAACUUGAAGAUGGCAGAACUUUGUCAGACUACAACAUCCAAAAAGAAUCCACCCUUCACUUGGUACUGAGGUUGAGAGGUGGUAUGCAGAUUUUUGUCAAAACCUUGACUGGAAAAACCAUCACCCUUGAAGUGGAACCUUCAGACACCAUUGAAAAUGUUAAAGCUAAAAUCCAAGACAAGGAAGGCAUCCCACCAGACCAACAGCGUCUUAUUUUUGCUGGCAAACAGCUUGAAGAUGGCAGAACCUUAUCUGAUUACAACAUUCAAAAGGAAUCCACUCUGCAUUUGGUACUCAGACUGAGAGGUGGUAUGCAAAUCUUUGUAAAAACCUUGACUGGUAAGACCAUCACCCUUGAAGUAGAGCCAUCCGAUACCAUUGAAAACGUCAAAGCUAAAAUCCAGGACAAAGAAGGUAUCCCACCAGACCAGCAACGUCUUAUUUUUGCUGGCAAACAACUUGAAGAUGGCCGCACCCUCUCAGAUUACAACAUCCAAAAAGAAUCCACCCUUCACUUGGUAUUAAGAUUGAGAGGUGGCAUGCAAAUUUUUGUCAAAACUUUAACUGGAAAGACUAUCACCCUUGAAGUUGAACCUUCUGACACCAUUGAGAAUGUCAAGGCCAAAAUCCAAGAUAAAGAAGGUAUCCCACCAGACCAACAACGUCUUAUCUUUGCUGGCAAACAACUUGAAGAUGGCCGCACCCUCUCAGAUUACAACAUCCAAAAAGAAUCCACCCUCCAUUUGGUAUUAAGACUGAGAGGUGGUAUGCAAAUUUUCGUGAAAACCUUAACUGGUAAGACCAUCACUCUUGAAGUCGAACCAUCUGAUACCAUUGAGAAUGUCAAGGCCAAAAUCCAAGACAAAGAAGGAAUCCCACCAGAUCAACAAAGGUUGAUUUUUGCUGGCAAACAACUAGAAGAUGGAAGAACUUUGUCAGACUACAACAUUCAAAAAGAAUCUACUCUCCACUUGGUACUCAGACUUCGUGGUGGAAACUAGGCUUAGCAAAUUUGUAUUUUCAUUUAAAAGGCUGAAUUUUCUUAUUGUUGAUGAUUAAUAAAUGAUUUCCUAACUGAUA